AUGGAUAUCAUCGACUUGACUGCAUCUUCUCCGGCGACACGAACACGGGCGACAACUGCUGCAAGAUCUGGAAAUAGGUCAUUUCGAGGUACAGCCUUUAGGCCGGAAACCAUGUCUCGGCCUCAUCCCUUCGGAACACAAACAGCAUCCCGACCGAGAGCCCCUCCGUCUCGGCCUCAACCUUCUCGCCAGCUACGAAACCGUGCUGCUGCUGCUGCUUCUUCAUCCUCUAUUCCCAACUCCCUCGGGACAACUCCUUCAAACACCACUUCCUCAACAGAUUCGCCCGGCGUCUUCCUAACGGACUCCGAUGAUGAUGAUGAAGGUGAGGAGUUCGACAGCAUGGAGGAAUAUCUUCACACAAACGAAGCAUAUCUUUCUUCGGAGGAUUCCAGUCUAGAUUCUGACGCUACGGCCGAUAUGGACGACAUUGAAGAUUACGGAGAUUACGAUGAGGAUUCGGAUAUUGAAGACGAAGAUGAAGACGAGAUUCCAGAGCCCGCGGCCGCUCGUCCUAUAGCUCCUGCAAUCUCCCGUACUCGGCCGCGAACUACAAGUAACGCCAACGUUACAGCACCUUCUCGGGCGACUACAGCAAACCAAGCGCCUUCCCGCCCUCCUCCCACGGCAACCACGCAACCUGCGGCACCAUCCCCUCAAACAAACCACAAACGAACCCAUCCCGAAACAAAAAUGCCAACAGCAUCAUCACCAGCGUCUAAAAAAGCCAAAACCGAGCCCCUCGAAGUCGUUGAUAUGAUCAACGUUGAGAAUGAUGACGAUAUUCAAAAAAUCAUGCACGAACAAAUGAUCAAAACGCAGCGGGAAGAAGGUAAUGCCCGUAGGAGGAUUGCAGACUUUAAGUGCGUUAUCUGCUUGGACGAUCCUGAAAACCUGAGCGCCACGUCAUGCGGACAUUUAUUCUGCAACGAUUGUAUCAAAACCACCUUGAGAUUCGGUCGUCCCAGUGCUAAGUUAGGGAAAUGCCCAGUUUGCAGGGGCAAGGUUGUCAUCAAAGAAAUAGUUCCUCUUGAACUCAAGUUAAUCAAGAGAGUCGAAGGGAAAGGAAAGGGAAAGGCUUGA
Molecule: messenger RNA, 1083 nt
Organism: Orbilia oligospora ATCC 24927
Lineage: Eukaryota; Fungi; Ascomycota; Orbiliomycetes; Orbiliales; Orbiliaceae
Exons: 2
Coding region: 1-1083 (360 amino acids)
Source: RefSeq, a predicted model, not a curated record